CCACCCGCCGGAAGUGACGUCCGGAAAGGCCGGUGCCGGAGGGGGGGCGCGUGGAGCGGAGAGGGAGCCUGGCCGGGCGGAACUCCUCGCCUUCCCCGAGGCCCGGCGCCCAGCAUGACCUCCGGGCCCCCCGCCGGGGACAAAAAUGGCAAUGGCUUGAACCAUCAGACCAUUCGCGUGGGGACCAGAAAGAGCCAGCUGGCCCGGAUCCAGACGGACAGUGUGGUGGCGAUGCUGCAGAAGCACCACUCCCACCUCCGCUUUGAGAUUGUUGCCAUGACAACCACAGGGGACAAAAUCCUGGACACAGCACUGUCCAAGAUUGGAGAGAAAAGCCUCUUUACCAAGGAGCUGGAAAACGCACUGGAAAAGAACGAAGUUGACCUGGUGGUCCAUUCUCUGAAGGAUCUGCCCACCUCCCUCCCCCCUGGAUUCACCAUCGGCGCCGUCUGCAAAAGAGAAAACCCAUACGAUGCGGUUGUCUUUCACCCCAAGCAUGUGGGCAAAACCCUCAGCAGCCUUCCUGAGAAGAGCGUGAUUGGGACCAGCUCACUCCGGCGGGCAGCGCAGCUGAAGAGGAAGUUUCCUCAACUGCAGUUCAGGGAUAUUCGGGGCAACCUGAACACCCGCUUGAAGAAGCUGGACGAGAAGGAGGACUUCAGUGCCAUCAUCCUGGCGGCGGCUGGUUUGAAGCGGAUGGGCUGGGAGAACCGCAUUGGCCAGAUCCUGAACCCUACAGACUGCUUGUACGCUGUCGGGCAGGGUGCUUUGGCGGUGGAGGUGAGAGCCAGGGACCAGGAGAUCCUGGACAUGGUAUCCCUCUUACACGACGGGGAGACGGUGCUGCGCUGCAUCGCUGAGAGAGCCUUCAUGAAACACUUGGAAGGUGGCUGUAGUGUUCCUGUGGCAGUGAGUACCCUCGUCAAGGAUUCUCAGUUAUACCUGACGGGAGCCGUCUACAGCCUCGAUGGGUCUGAGAGCCUGCGGGAGACCAUGCAAGCCAACGUGAACUUUCCACUGGAGAGCGAAGACGGGCCCAAUGAUGACAACCAACACGUGGGCAUCACAGCGAAGAAUGUGCCUCGCCGUGCCCAGGUGGCUGCGGAGAAGCUGGGCCUGCAGGUGGCAGAGCUGCUGCUGAGCCAGGGGGCCAGGCAGAUCCUCAACGUGGCCAGGCAGCUCAACGAUGCCUGAGCGACAGCAGGGCCCCCUCUGGGCCCUGGGCAGCUGCCCCUGCCCCGUUCCUCGUGCCAUGGGAGCCAUGAGGCUGCCCACCUCCACGUGAAGGCUUCCUCUCAAGUGAUUGCAGCAGCAGCUGCCUCUGGCCGGGGAGCUGCCCCCGAUGGGCUGGUGCCCCAGGAUGCCGGCCGAUGCCCCAGAGGGAGGCCUUGCCCAUGAGGAAUCUGGGUUUCCCCAGGCCGGCCGAUGCUUCUCAUAGAAGCGGUUCCUGGGCACUGAUGGGUGAGAUGAAGGGUCUGAUUUAUGUUGCCUUGUAAUUAUUGCUGAAACUGAAUAAAGAGAUUUAAUUUGAAAUUA
Pogona vitticeps (central bearded dragon) is the source of this 1536-nucleotide messenger RNA. RefSeq names its product hydroxymethylbilane synthase (gene HMBS). The record is from RefSeq and is a predicted model, not a curated record. Lineage: Eukaryota; Metazoa; Chordata; Lepidosauria; Squamata; Agamidae. Gene Ontology annotation, cellular component: cytoplasm. Gene Ontology annotation, molecular function: hydroxymethylbilane synthase activity. Gene Ontology annotation, biological process: heme biosynthetic process.